This is a messenger RNA of Zootoca vivipara (common lizard), 2621 nucleotides long. Lineage: Eukaryota; Metazoa; Chordata; Lepidosauria; Squamata; Lacertidae. The record is from RefSeq and is a predicted model, not a curated record.
AGCACCACCAACAGCAUGGCAGCGACGGCGGGAGUCCCGCGGUCUUUGGGGCGGGGCCUGCCUCCUCUGUCACGUAAAGCAAAGGGAAGCAAGGAGGCUGGAAGCUGAAGGCAAAGCAGAUGCUGUGCUUAAGGGAACUGGUGCAGAGCAUGAUAAACGGGCUGGGAGACCAUUUUACAGAUGGCAAACUGAGGCCAAGAGCUAGUGAAGUGUCUCUGUGACUGAGGUAGAGUUUCAGCUCAGGUUCCCUGGGCCCACAAGCUACCCACACAGGAUUGUAAUGCUUGUGAAAGUUGAAUGCUGGAAGAAUUGGGGCACACAAAGGAAAUAAGCCCUUCACACAGGGCAUAGUUAAACAAUGGAAUGUGCUUCCACAAGAGGUAGCAAUGACCGCCCACUUGGAUGGCUUAAAAAGAGCAUUAGACAGAUUCGACAACAAGACCCAUAGUGAGUCCAGCGGUCAAGAAGGCGAUUUCUGCAUGUGCUUUAGAGGGAAGCGAGGGCUCAUCAACCUGGCAAGGUAGCCCAUCCAGGAGAAGGAAAACUCUGAUCCUAAACCUUGUGAGAUAUCUGUGGGAGAAGAAAAGGCUAAGGAGUAAACGCUGUGGAACGCCCUCCCACCAGAUGUCAAAGAGGGAGAAAACUACCAGCCUUUUAGAAGACAUCUGAAGGCAGCCCUGUUUAGGGAAGCUUUUAAUGUUUAAUAGAUUAUUGUAUUUUAAUUUUCUGUUGGAAGCCGCCCAGAGUGGCUGGGGAAACCGAGCCAGAUGGGCGGGGUAUAAAUAACAAAUUAUUAUUAUUAUUACACAAAUCUGGAUUGGAGUCCCUAAGGCGGUUGGACAGCACCUUGCAGGCCUUCUGGCAACUCCUGCAGCCAAACAUAUUGGGCUGCUUUCCUUUGGACUGUCUCUUGAGGCAGACAGAUGCCAACAACAACUAAGGCCAGCAAUGACCACUAGCCAUAAUGGAUAUGUUCUGGGCGUCGCAAGUGGUUUUGAGAGGGAGGACCAGUGACGUGCUAAUUUCUCUUCUCGGUCCCCAGAGAUUUUUGAGCACCACGUUCAAGGCCUCGGACCUCCAGGUUGAAUUGAACAAGCACCCAAAGUCCAAACCGGACCCCAAGGACCUGGUCUUUGGCAAGUAUUUCACCGACCACAUGCUCACGAUAGAAUGGAGCCAGGAGAAAGGCUGGGGGAAGCCACACAUCAAACCUUUCCAGAAUCUCUCGCUGCAUCCCGCCUCUUCCGCUCUGCACUACUCAGUGGAGCUCUUUGAGGGGAUGAAGGCUUUCCGGGGCCCAGACAAUCGCAUCCAACUUUUCCGUCCCAUGAUGAACAUGAACCGCAUGCUACGUUCCGCGAUCCGUGCUUCACUGCCGCCCUUCGACACGUCUGAGUUUCUCGAAUGCAUCCGGCGGCUGAUCCACCUGGACCAAGACUGGGUCCCCCACGCCGACGCCACCAGCCUCUACAUCCGCCCCACCUUCAUCGGCACUGAGCCCUCCUUGGGGGUCACCAAGUCCCGGCACGCCUUGCUCUACGUGAUCCUGGGCCCCGUGGGAGCCUAUUUCGCCACCGGCAGCUUCAGCCCCGUUUCCCUAUUGGCCGAUCCUCGCUUUGUCCGUGCCUGGAUGGGCGGUGUGGGGGACUGCAAGCUGGGCGGCAACUACGGCCCUACCAUUUACGUGCAGAGUGAGGCCGCCAAAGAGGGUUGCCAGCAGGUUCUCUGGCUCUACGGGGACGACCACCAGAUCACAGAAGUCGGGACUAUGAACAUCUUUGUGCUUUGGAAAGACCAGCAGGGAGAUCUGGAGCUGGUCACCCCUCCUCUGAAUGGAAUCAUCUUGCCCGGUGUGAUACGGCAAAGCCUCUUGGAUCUAGCACGCAAAUGGGGGGAAUUCAAAGUUUCUGAAAAGGUUUUCACAAUGGCCGAGCUGAUCAAAGCCCUGGAAGAAAACAGAGUCAAGGAAAUGUUUGGCGCAGGGACGGCCUGUGUCGUUUGUCCCGUGAAUAAAAUCUUCUACCAGGGCAAGAAUUACCAUAUCCCCACUAUGGAAAACGGACCUGAGAUUGCAAAACGGUUUCUGAAGGAGCUGACAGAUAUUCAGUAUGGACAUGUCGCCAGUGACUGGGUCUACCCAGUCUGACGCAGGCUGAGCAACACCCCACCGGAGCCGCCUCUUCUUCUUCCUCCUCUUCCUCCUGCUACAGCCUCUCCGUUUUCCUCUCUCGUCUUACCAAUGCUGUAUUUAUGACUUGGUUCUAUAGCUUUGACAGUCCUGCCUUUUUCUCUGUCGGAGUUUGGACUGGACCGGUUAUGCUCUUGGAUAAAGGUGGCCUUCUUCUGCCUGUUACAACUGCAGGCCGCUUGUGGCCGCGAAACACUCCACUCUGGGAAGUGCCCAGAGCUUUGAAGAGCUCCUGCUCGCAUCUUCCAUGCGAUGGGAAGGACUCUGGACCGAAAUCGCCGCCUCCGCUGCUCUCUCUGCUCCAAAAUUCAGCUGCUUCCUGCUUUUAAAGUGCAAUAUUGAGAGAGAGGGGGAAACUGAUGUGUCUUCAAAACUGUUCAAAGCCACACACAAACUCACACAUGUUUUGUGUUUUGUUUUGUUUUCUUUUUUU